ACAAAAUAUGUGUGUGUUGAAAUUCAAUUUUUCUCAUAUAUAAAAGUAAUAUUUUCCAAUAGGAAUAUCUCGUUACGUUGUUUUUUUUUCGAUUGAAAGUUACGUCCAAAAAUCAGAAUGUGGACAGACAUUACUUUUUCUCUUUUCCUCUUUUACAGUACUCAUGAUCUCUUCAGUGCUGCAUUAGAAGCAGCGAUAUCAUCUCUUUGCCGCGAACUCUGAGGCCUCAAGGCACUUCAAGGUACUCCGAACUCCGAAGCUUCUUCGUAGUCGCGCGCAUGCGACCCUGCGGACGUGACAGCAGAGUCGAUCGAAGGUGGGAGUUCGCUCAGCUGGUCGAACAGCUGCCGAAAGCCCAUUUGAUUUGAGAUACCCUGUACAUAACAGCUUGAAAUUGAACUUAUGUUGACAUUGGACCUGACCUUUCUACGACCAGAUAUACACAAGUGGUAGAGAGAUAUCUGCAAUAAUGCAACAAAAAUAUCCCAUAAAUUUGUACGACUGAUUAUUUAUAAAAUUGCGGAAAAAACGAGCAAUGAAGUUUUAACAAUGCUGCAAACGGGAUUACUUCGUAGUGCUUCUGCCAAACGUCUCAAAUAUGUUGGUACUGGAGUAGCGCUGUUAAGUGUCAGUUACAUCCUUCUCCCUUCGAAUAAGAAGAAAGUUGUGAGGAGCGUCGCAGGAAGUUUGAUUAGAUUCGCAAGAUCGUUCAAGAUUAGUGCAACGGUUUCUAUGGAUUAUUUAAUCGCUCCUUUGAUGGGGCAUACGUACACAGAAAUUCAUCGGAGAUCUGCCAAUCGGAUCGUUCAGGGAUGUUUGAGAAACGGCGGAAUUUACAUAAAGCUCGGACAAGGUUUUGCGGCUGUAAAUCACGUUCUACCAAAAGAAUAUAUCGAAAGUUUGUCAACAUUGCAGGACAAAUGCUUAACGCGCGAAAAAGACGAACUUGAAGAAAUAUUCCUGCAAGAUUUUGGCAAGAAACCUGAGGAAAUGUUACGUAAAAUUGAAUCUGAGCCAGUAGCAGCUGCCAGUUUAGCUCAGGUGUACAAAGGUGAAACCUUAGAUGGAGAGAAAGUGGCUAUUAAAGUACAAUAUAUCGAUCUUCAGGAGAGAUUUAUAUCCGACAUAAAAGCGGCGAUUUUUCUGUUAAAAGUUGUUUCUGUUAUAUACCCAAAAUUUAAUUUGCACUGGGUAUUUGAUGAUGUUUUUGAAGCAUUGGCGAAAGAGUUGGAUUUCGAGAGAGAAGGAAAGAAUGGAGAACAAUGUGCCAAAGAUUUAAAAAAAUAUGAAUAUGCAUAUGUGCCGAAAAUUUAUUGGGAUCUUAGUAGUAAGAGAGUUCUUACGACGGAAUGGAUUGACGGUGUAAAAGUAACCGACGUGGAAGGAAUCAAAACUAUGGGAUUAAAUCUCUCUGAUGUUGAUAAGAAACUGAUCACUUUAAUGGGAGAACAAAUUUUCCAUACAGGUUUCGUACAUGCUGAUCCACACCCAGGAAAUGUAUUUGUGAGGAAGGGAAAGGACAAUAAAGCGCAGAUAGUGCUGUUAGAUCACGGUUUAUAUCAAUACCUGCCGGAGAAAAUAAGAUGUAUCUUGUGUAACUUUUGGGAAUCGAUGGUUUUGAAGAAUGACUGCUCAUUGAAAAUAUAUGCGAACGACUUGAAUGUGAAAGACCAUAUAAUGCUGGCAGAAAUAUUAACACAAGCGCCAUACAGAAUUUCUUUAACGUUACGCUUGAAUAAUACAACAAUGGACGAGUAUAUGAAGAACCAAGCGCAGGAACAUUUUGAUAAAAUAACAGAAACGUUAAAAUUGAUGCCUAAACAUAUAUUGUUGGUAAUAAGGAACUUGAACACGAUACGUGCUAUUAUCAGAGAUCACGGGGACAUUAUCAAUCGAUAUAGAAUGAUGGCAAGAAUCGCAACACGUGGUAAAUAUCGAGUUGCGAAACAGUCUGUUUACAAAACUAUAGCAAGUAUUUACAGCGCCGUAAAAUUUGAAUGCCGACUUUGGUUACACAAUUUUGUACAAUGGUUACUUAACAUUUAUUUAAAUAUUUUGAAACUAAUCGGUUAUGAUGUUACGGAAAUGUUGCAAAUGUUACAAUGACAUUUAAUCAAAAUAUGUGUGUAUUCGAUAUUAAUAUACGACUUUAUAUGCCUU
Molecule: messenger RNA, 2160 nt
Organism: Harpegnathos saltator (Jerdon's jumping ant)
Lineage: Eukaryota; Metazoa; Arthropoda; Insecta; Hymenoptera; Formicidae
Product: aarF domain containing kinase 5
Exons: 12
Coding region: 550-2106 (518 amino acids)
Source: RefSeq, a predicted model, not a curated record